UAACAAAUAGAACAUAAACCCUUUGUAAAACCCUAAGAAGUGAAACCUCAGAUUUAUCCAGAAGAAGUUCUAUUUCUACUCUUCCUUCCCUCUCGUCUCGCUGUUGAGUGCUCCAAUUCCAAAUGGCGAAGCGCUUGAUUCCACUGUUCAAUCGGGUUUUGGUGGAGAAAAUCGUGCCUCCAUCAAAAACCAACGCUGGCAUUUUGUUACCCGAGAAAUCCACCAAGCUGAAUUCUGGAAAAGUUGUUGCCGUUGGCCCUGGCCUUCACAGUAAGGAUGGGAAGGUGAUUCCUGUGGCCGUAAAGGAAGGUGACACUGUUCUUUUGCCUGAAUACGGGGGAACAGAGGUGAAGCUUGAAAACAAAGAGUAUCAUCUUUUCAGAGACGACGAUAUACUGGGGACACUGCAUGAUUGAUGUCAAAAUCUUGGCGGAUUUGAGUCUCAUGCUAGGUGUUCUGAUUAUUAUAUAUGAUGUCUACUAUCUACAUUUUAUUAUGGAGUGAAAAACUUCUUUGUUUCUUUUUAUUCCCUUGGCUAACAAUCAAGAAUGCUAUUUUUCUGCAACAAUUGUUGAAACUUUAUUGUUGUCUAUGAGGAGUUCAGAAGGGCUUAUAUUAAUUGUGGUAAACAGCAGCACCCGUUUUAUAACACUACACAUUUUAGAUAAUACUUGGAAGUGUCUUUCCUUCCAGAAAUUCUUUAAGAAGCACGAGUGAUCUCUCUGGCUAUGCUCCUCUUAUGGCAACACCUUUGUUGAAGAGCACAUAGACAUGAAUGCCCAGUUAACAAUACGUUUUGCGGUGAUGAUUGUAUCCUUUUAAGUUA
Gastrolobium bilobum is the source of this 826-nucleotide messenger RNA. RefSeq names its product 10 kDa chaperonin, mitochondrial-like. The record is from RefSeq and is a predicted model, not a curated record. The coding region runs from base 123 to 416 and encodes 97 amino acids. The transcript has 3 exons. Gene Ontology annotation, molecular function: protein folding chaperone; protein-folding chaperone binding; ATP binding. Gene Ontology annotation, cellular component: mitochondrial matrix. Lineage: Eukaryota; Viridiplantae; Streptophyta; Magnoliopsida; Fabales; Fabaceae.